Oenanthe melanoleuca is the source of this 2678-nucleotide messenger RNA. It is a transcript of the gene GRB7, whose product is annotated as growth factor receptor bound protein 7. Gene Ontology annotation, biological process: signal transduction. The record is from RefSeq and is a predicted model, not a curated record. NCBI's taxonomy places the organism in Eukaryota, Metazoa, Chordata, Aves, Passeriformes, Muscicapidae. The transcript has 15 exons. Bases 439 to 2007 code for a protein of 522 amino acids.
ACAAUGGGGACACUUCCAGCCCCCCACUUUGGGGAUGCCCCAACCCAAACCCCACACUUGGGUUGGGGACUCCCAGGGCACGGGCUGGGGGUCUGUGGGGUCCCCAGGACAUCCCAGGGGACCCCGGCUGCUCCAGGGGUCACCCCAGUGCAUUGUGGGAAACUCCCCAUCACCACCUCAGGGGGGUCAUGCCCGGUGGGUUUGGGGGCUCCAGCCCCCCGGGGACGGGCCGGGAUCAGGCUGGACACCCCUCCCCGUGGCCGGGGGGCUGGGGGGCUCCCCUGGGUGCUGGUGGGGGCCGGUGCCGGGCAGCAGGCCCGGGGCAUCGUGAUGUCAGGCGGGGGCGGGAGCUGGCGCAGGUAGAUAAAGCCGGGGAGAACAGGAAUCCCUGGUCCGGCGGGACGGUGCCGGGAGGCGGCGGGCGCUGCAGAUAAUGCCAUGGAGGGGGGGGCUCAGCAGAGCAGCCUCUGGGAGCCCCCCGAGCAGGAUGGGGGUCCUGGUGAGCGAGAUGGGGGCGAGGGGCCACCCGAGGUCAAGCGCUCCCAGCCCCUCUUCAUCCACGGCAGCAGCCGGCAGCCAACACAGGAGGAGCCACGAGCGUCGUCACUGCCCAGCAUCCCCAACCCCUUCCCCGAGCUCUGCAGCCCCUCCAACUCCCCCAUCCUGAGCAGCCCAGCCCUGGGACAGGCACCCCCCCGUGAGGGCACCUCCCAUGUGGUGAAGGUGUUCGGUGAGGACGGCGCCUGCCGCUCCCUGGAGGCGUCGGCGGCCACCACGGCGCGGCAGCUCUGCGACACGCUGGUGCGCAGGACGCGGGCGCUGCACGACCACAGCUGGGCCCUGGUGGAGCUGCACCAGCACCUGGCGCUGGAGCGCUGCCUGGAGGAUCACGAGUCGGUGGUGGAGGUGCAGAGCUCCUGGGCGCCGGGCGCCGACAGCCGCUUCGUGUUCCGCAAGAACUUCGCCAAGUACGAGCUGUUCAAGAGCAACGCGCAGUCGCUGUUCCCCGAGGUGAUGGUGUCCAGCUGCCUGGAGGCCAACAAGAGCAUGGCACACUCCGAGCUCAUCCAGAACUUCCUCAACUCUGGGAGCUGCCCUGAGGUCCAGGGCUUCCUGCAGCUGCGGGAGGCCGGGCGCAAGGUCUGGAAGCGUUUCCACUUCUCCCUGCGCCGCUCGGGGCUCUACUACUCCACCAAGGGCACCUCCAAGGACCCCCGGCACCUGCAGUACUUCGCUGACCUCACCGAGUCCAACAUCUACUACGUGACUCAGGGCAAGAAGCUCUACGGGACACCCACCGAGUUCGGCUUCUGCAUCAAGCCCCACAAGGUGCGGAGCGGCGCCAAGGGCCUGAAGCUGCUCUGCAGCGAGGAUGAGCAGAGCCGCAGCUGCUGGAUGGCCGCCUUCCGCCUCUUCAAGUACGGGAUGCAGCUCUACCGUAACUACCAGCAAGCGCAGGCACGACUGAGCCAACCCUCCUGGAUCGGCCCCACGCCCCUGCGAAGCGUCUCGGACAAUGCCCUGGUGGCCAUGGACUUCUCAGGGUGCACGGGCCGGGUGAUCGAGAACCCCAAUGAGGUGCUGACUGCAGCCCUGGAGGAGGCACAGGCCUGGAGGAGGAAGACGACGCACCGGUACAGCCUGCCCGCAGCCUGCCACAGCUCCCCACUCAGUGCCGCCAUCCACCGCACCCAGCCCUGGUUCCACGGGCGCAUCUCCCGGGAGGACACCCAGCAGCUCAUUGGCCGCCAGGGCUUGGUGGACGGGGUCUUCCUGGUGCGGGAGAGCCAGCGGAACCCCAAGGGCUUCGUGCUGUCGCUGUGCCACCUGCAGCGCAUCAAGCACUACCUCAUCCUGCCGAGCGAGGAGGAGGGGCGGCUCUACUUCACCAUGGACGACGGGCAGACGCGCUUCGCCGACCUGAUCCAGCUGGUGGAGUUCCACCAGAUCAACCGCGGCAUCCUGCCCUGCAAGCUGCGGCACUACUGCACCUGCGUGGCCCUCUGAGCACGGCCAGCAGGGUUUGGCACAGCCUGGCACCGCCAGCAUGGCAGGGUUUGGCUCAGUCUGGCACUGCCAGCAUGGCUUGGCACAGUCUGGCACUGCUGGCAUUCUCUGGCUCAGUCUCACUGCCGACGUAGCACGGCUUGAUACAGCCCAGCACCACCAGCAUGGGAUGGUUUGGCACAGCCUGGCACCACUGGGAUUGUUUGGCACAGCCUGGCCCUGCUGAUAUGGCACGGCUUGGCACAGCCCAGAACCACCAGCACAGUUUGGCACAGCUGGGCACCACCAACAUGGCACAGCUCAGCGCAGCCUGGCACUGCUGGCACCGCUUGACACAGCCUGGCACCAGUGGGAUGGUUUGGCACAGCCCAGCAUGGCACAGUUUGGCACAGUCUGGCACUGCCAGCAUGGCACAGCUCAGCACAGCCCAGCACCAGGACCCCCACACUCAAGCACUUUCUCCCCUCCACCCUACAGCACCAGCCCCGAGUGUCCCUGCGGGGGCCUGACACUCCUUGCCCCACACCAGGGAGGUUUUGGGGUCCCCAUCAGCGGGAUCCCGGGGUGUGGGGGUGAGGGGGGCACCCAUCACCGUGUCCCCCAUGUCUCCACAAGGCCAGUUGAACUGGGACGUGUUUUAUACCAGUGAUAAUAAAGGUUAUUUUUGCAGA